ACACUAAGGAAAAGGAUAUGGAGGCAGAAGACAGGGAGGGCGCAUCGGGUGGAAGGGUGGGGAUGAACAGUGACAGCGAGGCGGGUAGUGUAGAAAAAGCGGAAGGUAUCGAUGGGGAAGGGAUUGGGGGGGAAGGUGACGAGGGUGGUGAUUUGGCGAAGGGAGAGGUGAUCAAGGGGACGGCGGGAUAACGACCGGGGACGAAGCCCGAUGCCCCGCAUUGGUGAGGCGCCCACUCUCGCGGAUUUCACCGCGUUCCUCCACGACCGCUACGGCACCCUCCACGAUGCGACCGACGCCCUAGACCGGGUCACCCAGACGCAGUGGCGCGGGUCCUCCACACCCUCCGAUCUUGAGCGUCACAUCAGAGUGUUCCAGGACGCCCGCCUCAUUUGCGAUGAGACACUCCUACCUAAGGCCCUUUUGAUCAACAGGUUCGUAGUCAGUCUCCCGACUGACUACCGUAUUGAGCUCUGGCGACAGAGCUUCGCCUCCGCCGAGCAAGCCUACGAGGCUGCUCGACAGUAUCAAAAGAUGCGGAAUUGCUUCUCCGACACUCCAUCUUCUUCGCGAUCCACCGCCGCCGCCACCCAGUCACGUGGUGCUACCCGCGAUCGAUCCUCCUUCGCUGGCCGGUUUCGUCGACCAGCCCACCCUGGAGCGCCAUUCUCUCGGCGCUACAACUCUCUGGAGUACGGCGAGGACGCCUCGACGCCUAGGCGCUACCAUUCCUCCGCAUACUUCGACGUGCUGGAGACUGGGUACGACUUUAUCCUUGGCACUCCCUGGUCUCGCCAGUUUCGUGGCACAGAGGCCGAAUGGGCGACCGAGACACUCGUUCUCAAAACGAAGUGUGGUCAGACCCAUCGCGUCCCGUUCAUUGGGACCACGGGCGACACCUCGCCCGACCUACCUCCCCAGGACCCUCGUCCCUCAGGGUCCCACCCCAACAUCGCGUUCACUUCCCCUCGUCAGUUUGCUCACUUCAUACGACAGGAGGACGUCACGUUCUACUCUGUGAACGUCAUGGAUCUUCUUCGCUACGAUCCACUCUGUCCCGAGGUUGAGCUCAUCUUUCUGGAGCCCGAUCCCCCUGACCCUCCUUCCAUCUUCGCGGCUCCCAUCUUUACAUCCACUCGUCAGCCUGCGGAUACCUCCUCCACGUCUCAGGCCCCUGCGCCGCGAUCCACACAUACGUCUCGUACUGACGCAGACGCUGAGGAACUCACACGGUUCACGACAGACUUAGAGCCCGCCGUUCGCGACCUGAUUCGAGAGUACCGCGACGUCUUCCCCCCCUAUUUCUCAUACAGCGGGAUUCCCUCGAUGCGCGGUGUCGAGCAUUCCAUCCAGCUCGUGCCUGACUAUCGUGUUCACCAUCAGGCACCAUACCGACUCUCGAUUCCAGAGGCGACGGAACUCAAGCGCAACCGCUUCUUCACGAAGAUCGAUCUUCGUAGCGGUUACCACCAGAUAUGUGUUGCCACAAUGGAUCAACCGAAGACCGCCUUCCGAUCGCGCUUCGGCCACUACGAGUUCACGGUGAUGCCAUUCGGCCUCACCAAUGCAUCCGCCACCUUUCAGACGGCGAUGAACGACAUCUUCAGGGACAUCCUUGAAGAAUACGUUCUCGUAUACCUGGACGACAUCUUGGUCUACAGUCGUACAUUAGAAGACCAUCUCAAACACGUCCGCGAUGUCCUACCGAUUGCAGAGUGGUCCGUCCCCACAUCUGCCAAGCAGCUUCGCAGUUUCCUAGGCCUCACCAGCUACUAUAGUAAUUUUAUCCAGGGAUACGCUAGGUAUUCCUACGUUCUUACCUCUACCCUCCUCCGGAAGAACCUGCCGUGGUUUUGGACACCCCUGUGCGAGGACGCCUUUCGCGCCCUCAAGAAGGCGGUGACCUGUGCGUCGGUUCUUCGCCUUCCCGAUUUUGAUCGUCCCUUUAUCGUCACCACCGAUGCGUCAGACUUUGCAGUAGGAGCUGUCCUUUCUCAGCUCCGUGUCCAGGCUGUAGCAGAGUUCCAUGACCAGGCAACUGCUGGUCAUAUGGGUUUCCACAAGACGUUGGCUCGUGUUUGCCGCCUAUACGUCUGGCCGAAGUCCAAGGACUUUGUCAAAGCCUACAUCCAGGAGUGUCCUACCUGCCAGGAGGUGAACAGUGCGAACCACCUUCCGUAUGGGUUACUUCAACCCCUACCCAUACCUGAGGGUCGUUGGCAAUCCAUCUCGAUGGAUUUCAUUGGUCCCCUCCGCCCACCCACUGAGCGGGGUCAUGAUGCUAUCUUGGUCGUCGUCGAUCGCUUCACGAAGCGUGCACGUUUUGUCCCGUGCCGCUAUCGCAUUAGCGCUCGUGAGGUCGCCGACAUCGUCUUCGACCGAGUUGUGAGAGAUCACGACUUACCCCAGAGCAUCAUCUCCGACCGUGACCCGCGCUUUACCAGCACAUUCUGGCGACGACUACAUGAGGUGUACGGAUCCCAGCUCCGCUUCUCAUCGUCUUACCACCCUCAGACGGAUGGUCAGACUGAGGUCGCCAAUAAAGCUCUCGGUAAUAUCCUUCGAAAGUUUGUUAGGGAUGACCAGCAGUGGGACUUACACUUAGCCCACGCGGAGAUUGCGUACAACCACGCUGUUUCGCCAGCCACGGGGAUGUCGCCAUUCUAUUGCGACCUCGGCUACCACCCUCGCGUACCUGCGGAUUUCCUACGACCAUCGCGGUUGUGCCCAGACACUCGUUGCCCUGCGCUUGACGACUGGAUCGCCCCCAUGGCGGCGAUUAUGAAGCGCGCACACGAGAGUUUAGCCGACUCCGAGACUCGCAUGGCCGCACGAGCGAACCGAUUACGAAUGGAUCAUCCAUUCAAAGUCGGUGACGAUGUGCUCGUCGACGCACGCCACUUACAACUCGAAGCAGAUACGCUUUGCAAGCUCAGGCGUCGUUUCUUCAGUCCAUGCCGCAUCCUUAAGGCCGUCGGUUCUGAUACUGCCGCUAGUCCGGUCAGCUUCCGUGUGAAGCUACCUGAUUACCUUCGACAGGCUCGCGUACAUGAUGUUUACCACGUCUCCUUGUUGCGUCCUUAUCGCAGAUCGUCCGAGCGCUUUGCCGGAUGCCUUUAUGAGCGCCCUCCACCUAUCAUGGUGGACGGUCACGAGGAGUUCGUUGUUUCCGACAUCGUAUCACGCCGAGUUACCGACAAUACCCCUCCACGUAUCGAGUACCUUGUGCGUUGGAAGGGCUACCCUGAUGAGGAGGCUACUUGGGAGCCCCUCGAGCACUUGCAGCACGCCAGGAUGUUGGUGUGAUCGUGCUCGUCGUGCUGAGACAUCUGCUUCUACUCAGCUGACCGACCCUCUUCCUCCUCCGGCUGAGGAGAUUGCUGAGGACGAGC
Messenger RNA from Chara braunii, 3392 nucleotides. NCBI's taxonomy places the organism in Eukaryota, Viridiplantae, Streptophyta, Charophyceae, Charales, Characeae. The record is from the annotation of a GenBank genome assembly.